CUCACGACCGACCAUCCAAAUAAACCGACUCUUUUCACUGUUUACUCCAUCACCAUCUUCGUGCAAACACGACCGCACCACCCCAUUCACUUACUUGCCAUUGCCAAAGCCCUAAUUUUCUCUCGCUCUGUCACGCUCACAUACUCUACCAAUUCGACCCUCUCUUCACUGCGGCUACUUCUAUGUGUUCUCUCUCCUCCAUCCUUCUCCAACAAGGCUACUACCUUUGAGCUAUCUGCUCUAAUCUCCUCUGGUUUUCUGUCCCUCUCUCUGUUGCUGCUUUGCUUUCUACUCACCGGGUCUCGGUGGCUACCUCUGUACUCUCUCGCUGCCGGUCAUAUCUCUCUGCUGAUCUGUGAUAUUCACUCUUCCAAUAUAGGGUUAGGGUCUCUCUCUCUCUCUCUCUCUCUCUCUCUCUCUCUCUCUCUUUUAACUUGGAUUUUAACUUGGAUUUAAAGAGAGUAGAGAAAAAUGUCGCACCUUGGUGGUGGUGCGGAGGCACACGCACGGUUCAAGCAGUAUGAGUACCGUGCCAACUCGAGCUUGGUCCUCACCACCGACUCGCGUCCCCGGGAAACCCACGAACCCACUGGUGAACCCGAGUCACUGUGGGGGAAGAUCGACCCAAGGAGCUUUGGUGACCGGGCCUACCGUGGCAGGCCCGCCGAGCUGGAUGAGAAACUUGAGAAGGCUAAGCAGAAGAAGAAAAAGGAGCGUGACCCUUUGACCGAGCCCCUGCCUCGACAGGGCAAGCGCCGCCGCCUCCAGGAAGAGAGUGUCCUCACUGCCACGGAGGAAGGCGUGUAUCAGCCCAAGACCAAAGAGACUAGGGCUGCCUAUGAGGCCAUGCUGAGUGUCAUUCAACAGCAGCUUGGCGGGCAGCCGCUCAGCAUUGUUAGCGGUGCGGCUGAUGAGAUUCUUGCAGUGCUCAAGAAUGAUGCUGUUAAGAAUCCGGACAAGAAGAAGGAAAUUGAGAAGCUUUUGAAUCCUAUUCCUAAUCAAGUAUUUGACCAGCUGGUUUCUAUUGGGAAGCUUAUUACAGACUUUCAGGAGGGGUCUGAUGCUGCCAAUGGUACCUCGGCUAUGGAUGGCGAUGAUGGCCUUGAUGAUGAUGUUGGUGUGGCAGUGGAAUUUGAGGAGAAUGAGGAUGACGAUGAUGAGAGUGAUCUUGAUCAGGUGCAAGAGGAAGAAGAGGAUGAGGAUGAUGUUGCCGAACCGAAUGGAUCAGGUGGUAUGCAAAUGGGUGGUGGUAUUGACGAUGAAGAUAUGGAGGAUGCAAAUGAGGGAAUGAGUCUCAAUGUACAGGAUAUAGAUGCCUAUUGGCUGCAGAGGAAGAUUUCACAGGCAUUUGAGCAGCAGAUUGAUCCACAGCAGUGCCAGAAACUCGCUGAAGAGGUUCUAAAGAUUCUGGCUGAAGGUGAUGACAGAGAAGUUGAGAACAAGCUGUUGAUCCAUCUUGAGUUUGAUAAGUUCAGUCUCAUUAAGUUCCUUUUAAGGAACAGACUGAAGAUAGUGUGGUGUACCAAGUUGGCAAGGGCACAGGACCAGGAGGAAAGAGAGAAGAUUGAGGAGGAAAUGAAGGGGACAGAUUUGCAGCCUAUUUUGGAACAGUUGCAUGCAACAAGGGCCUCUGCGAAGGAGAGGCAGAAGAACUUGGAGAAGAGUAUAAGGGAAGAGGCACGUCGGUUGAGGGACGAUACUGGUGGUGAGGGGAACACGGACAGGGAGAGGAGCAGGAGGGGGCUUGCUGAUAGAGAUGCAGAGAGUGGAUGGUUGAAAGGUCAGCGUCAGAUGAUUGAUCUAGAUAACCUUGCUUUUGCUCAAGGUGGUUUGUUUAUGGCAAAAAAGAAGUGUGACCUUCCAGAUGGGUCUUAUAGGCAUCUCAGCAAGGGUUAUGAAGAAAUUCAUGUGCCAGCUUUGAAGGCUAAACCACUUAAGGAGAAUGAGAAGCUUGUUAAGAUAUCUUCUAUGCCUGACUGGGCACAACCAGCCUUUAAAGGAAUGACACAGUUGAAUAGGGUUCAGAGCCAGGUUUACGAGACUGCUCUUUUCAAGCCUGACAAUCUUCUUCUUUGUGCUCCAACUGGGGCUGGUAAAACUAAUGUGGCGGUCCUCACAAUUCUCCGGCAGAUUGCCCUGCAUAGAAAUCCAAAUGAUGGUUCAAUUGAUCAUAGUGCAUACAAAAUUGUUUAUGUUGCACCUAUGAAAGCCCUUGUAGCUGAGGUUGUUGGGAAUUUAUCCAAUCGGCUGCAGAGUUAUGAUGUUAAAGUUAGGGAGCUCAGUGGAGAUCAAUCGCUAACCCGACAGCAGAUAGAGGAGACUCAAAUUAUUGUAACAACACCUGAGAAGUGGGAUAUUAUCACUCGGAAGUCAGGAGAUCGCACUUACACACAGCUUGUGAAACUAGUUAUCAUUGAUGAGAUCCAUCUUCUUCAUGAUAAUAGAGGUCCUGUUCUUGAAAGCAUUGUUGCUAGAACAGUGAGGCAGAUUGAAGCCACAGAAGAGCAUAUUCGGUUGGUGGGUUUGUCUGCUACCCUUCCUAAUUAUGAAGAUGUGGCACUAUUCUUGCGAGUUAAACUGGAUAAGGGGUUGUUCUAUUUUGAUAAUAGUUAUAGGCCUGUUCCCCUUUCUCAACAGUAUGUUGGAAUCACAGUAAAGAAGCCACUUCAGAGGUUCCAGUUGAUGAAUGAUAUUUGCUAUGAGAAAGUUAUGGCUGUGGCAGGAAAACAUCAAGUUCUUAUAUUUGUACAUUCAAGGAAAGAAACUGCUAAAACAGCUAAAGCCAUCAGAGAUACUGCUCUUGCAAAAGAUACUCUUGCUAGAUUCCUUAAAGAAGAUAGUGCAAGUCGGGAGAUUCUUCAUACUCAUACGGACCUUGUGAAGAGCAAUGAUCUUAAGGAUCUUCUGCCAUACGGUUUUGCAAUUCAUCAUGCCGGUAUGAACAGGACAGAUCGUCAGCUUGUUGAGGAUCUCUUUGCUGAUGGGCAUGUGCAAGUUUUGGUAUCCACCGCAACCCUUGCCUGGGGUGUGAAUCUUCCAGCUCACACGGUGAUAAUUAAGGGAACACAGAUUUACAGUCCGGAGAAGGGAGCAUGGACUGAACUGAGCCCUCUUGAUGUGAUGCAGAUGCUGGGUCGUGCUGGAAGGCCCCAGUAUGACUCGUAUGGUGAAGGAAUAAUUGUUACUGGCCACAGUGAGUUGCAGUAUUACCUCUCACUUAUGAAUCAGCAACUUCCUAUUGAGAGCCAGUUUGUGUCCAAGUUGGCUGAUCAGCUGAAUGCAGAAAUUGUACUUGGUACUGUCCAAAAUGCUAGAGAAGCCUGUCAUUGGCUUGGAUAUACUUACUUGUAUGUCCGCAUGGUGCGGAAUCCUUCACUUUAUGGUUUAGAACCUGAUGCGCUGACAAGAGAUGUAUUAUUGGAGGAAAGAAGAGCUGAUUUGAUUCAUACAGCUGCAACCAUCUUGGAUAGGAAUAAUUUGGUGAAGUAUGACAGGAAGACUGGGUAUUUUCAGGUCACUGAUUUGGGUCGCAUUGCAAGUUACUACUACAUAACACAUGGAACCAUCUCCACAUAUAACGAGCAUUUGAAGCCUACGAUGGGAGACAUAGAGCUAUGCCGAUUGUUCUCACUGAGUGAAGAAUUCAAGUAUGUGACGGUACGGCAGGAUGAGAAGAUGGAGCUAGCAAAGCUUUUGGACCGUGUUCCCAUUCCCAUCAAGGAGAGUUUGGAAGAGCCAAGUGCGAAAAUCAAUGUUUUGCUUCAAGCAUACAUUUCACAGUUAAAGCUUGAAGGGCUUUCACUAACAUCUGAUAUGGUUUUCAUAACUCAGAGUGCUGGACGCCUUUUGCGGGCUCUUUUUGAGAUUGUAUUGAAACGUAGAUGGGCACAGUUGGCUGAAAAGGCUCUGAACUUGUGCAAGAUGGUGACCAAGAGGAUGUGGAGUGUCCAAACACCCCUUCGUCAGUUCAAUGGUAUCCCUAGUGAUGUAUUAACGAAGUUGGAGAAGAAAGAUUUGGCUUGGGAGAGGUAUUAUGACCUAUCAUCACAAGAGAUAGGUGAACUCAUUCGUGCUCCAAAGAUGGGAAGGAUGCUUCAUAAAUAUAUCCAUCAGUUUCCAAAACUGAACCUUGCAGCUCAUGUGCAGCCUAUUACUCGGACAGUUCUGAGGGUUGAACUCACGAUAACUCCGGAUUUUGCAUGGGAUGACAGAAUUCAUGGUUAUGUUGAGCCUUUUUGGGUGAUUGUUGAGGACAAUGAUGGGGAAUAUAUCCUUCAUCAUGAGAAUUUUAUGCUGAAAAAGCAGUUUAUUGAUGAGGAUCAUACGCUGAAUUUCACAGUUCCAAUCUACGAACCUCUUCCUCCUCAAUACUUCAUCCAUGUUGUUUCAGAUAGAUGGCUUGGAUCACAAACUGUUCUACCUGUUUCCUUCAGGCACCUUAUCUUACCUGAAAAGUACCCUCCCCCAACUGAACUCUUGGAUCUGCAACCACUGCCUGUGACUGCAUUGAGAAAUCCAUCGUAUGAAGCACUUUAUCAGGAUUUCAAGCAUUUCAAUCCUGUCCAGACCCAAGUAUUCACAGUUCUGUAUAAUUCUGAUGACAAUGUAUUAGUUGCUGCACCGACAGGAAGUGGUAAGACCAUCUGUGCAGAAUUCGCUAUUUUGAGGAAUCAUCAAAAAGGGCCUGAUAGUGUAAUGCGUGUUGUUUAUAUUGCACCUAUUGAAGCACUGGCCAAGGAACGGUAUCGUGAUUGGGAGAGGAAAUUUGGAGGUGGUCUUAAAUUGAAGGUGGUUCAAUUGACUGGAGAAACAGCAGCUGACUUGAAGCUACUUGAGAAAGGUCAGAUUAUCAUUAGCACCCCAGAGAAGUGGGAUGCUUUAUCCCGCCGCUGGAAACAAAGGAAACAUGUGCAGCAGGUUAGCCUUUUCAUCAUUGAUGAACUCCACUUAAUUGGAGGUCAAGGUGGUCCUGUUUUAGAAGUCAUUGUUUCGAGGAUGAGAUAUAUUGCUAGUCAGGUUGAAAACAAGAUUCGUAUUGUGGCAUUGUCUACCUCUCUUGCAAAUGCCAAGGAUCUAGGAGAAUGGAUUGGAGCUACUUCCCAUGGUCUCUUCAAUUUUCCCCCCGGCGUUCGUCCUGUACCUUUGGAAAUACACAUUCAAGGUGUAGACAUUGCUAAUUUUGAGGCAAGGAUGCAAGCAAUGACAAAACCAACUUAUACUGCAAUUGUUCAGCACGCCAAGAAUGCAAAACCUGCUCUUGUAUUUGUGCCUACAAGGAAGCAUGUGCAGCUGACAGCUGUGGAUCUGAUUACAUACUCGAGUGCAGACGGUGCAGAGAAGCCAUUCUUAUUGCGGUCCUCAGAAGAGCUUGAACCUUUUCUUGACAAGAUUAGUGAUGCAAUGUUGAAAGAAACAUUACAAGGCGGAGUGGGAUACUUGCAUGAGGGCUUAAACAAUCUGGAUUAUGAUAUUGUGACCCAACUGUUUGAAGCUGGCUGGAUUCAGGUGUGUGUUUUGAGUAGUUCUAUGUGUUGGGGAGUGACAUUGUCGGCUCACUUGGUAGUUGUGAUGGGUACACAGUAUUACGAUGGGCGUGAAAAUGCACAGUCAGAUUACCCUGUUACUGAUCUUCUGCAGAUGAUGGGUCAUGCCAGCCGGCCUUUGGUAGAUAAUUCUGGGAAAUGUGUCAUCUUGUGUCAUGCACCCCGGAAAGAAUACUAUAAGAAAUUUUUAUAUGAAGCUUUCCCUGUUGAGAGCCACCUUCAUCACUUCUUGCAUGAUAACCUGAAUGCUGAAAUUGUUGCUGGGGUUAUUGAGAAUAAGCAAGAUGCUGUAGAUUAUCUCACAUGGACAUUCAUGUACAGGCGUCUCACACAAAAUCCCAACUAUUACAAUCUACAAGGAGUUAGUCACAGACAUCUUUCUGAUCACCUUUCAGAGCUUGUGGAAAAUACAUUAAGUGAUUUGGAAGCGAGCAAGUGUGUUCUCAUCGAGGAUGACAUGGAUCUUUCUCCACUCAAUCUUGGUAUGAUUGCUUCAUAUUAUUACAUCAGUUACACAACAAUUGAGCGGUUUUCGUCAUCAUUGACUUCAAAGACAAAAAUGAAGGGUCUUUUGGAGGUUCUGUCUUCAGCUUCUGAGUAUGCUCAGCUUCCAAUACGACCCGGGGAGGAAGAGGUGGUUCGCAGAUUAAUUAAUCACCAAAGGUUUUCCUUUGAAAACCCGAGAGUCACAGACCCACAUGUUAAAGCUAAUGCUUUGCUGCAGGCCCACUUCUCAAGGCAAUUUGUCGGGGGAAAUCUUGCACUGGACCAGAGGGAGGUUCUUCUUUGUGCAAAUAGAUUGCUUCAGUCAAUGGUAGAUGUAAUAUCAAGUAAUGGUUGGCUAAGCUUGGCUCUUCUGGCCAUGGAAGUUAGUCAAAUGGUUACUCAAGGAAUGUGGGAACGUGACUCCAUGCUAUUACAACUUCCUCACUUUACUAAGGAUCUGGCUAAGAAAUGCCAGGAGAACCCAGGGAAGAGUAUAGAAACUGUGUUUGAUUUAUUAGAGAUGGACGAUGAUGAAAGGCGGGAGUUGUUGGGCAUGUCAGAUUCCCAGUUGUUUGAUAUUGCCAGAUUUUGUAAUCGUUUCCCCAAUAUUGAUUUGUCAUAUGAGGUGAUAGACAGUGACGACGUGCGGGCUGGGGAAGAUGUCACAAUACAAGUCGCUCUCGAACGGGAUCAGGCAGAAGUAGGACCUGUUGAUGCUCCCAGGUAUCCAAAAUCCAAGGAGGAGGGAUGGUGGCUUGUUGUUGGUGACACCAAAAACAACUUGUUGCUUGCCAUUAAACGGGUUUCGCUUCAGCGGAAGCUAAAAGCCAAACUGGAGUUUGCUGCUCCUGCUGAUGCUGGAAAGAAAUCCUAUACCCUUUACUUCAUGUGCGAUUCAUACCUGGGCUGUGAUCAGGAGUAUGCUUUUUCCAUUGAUGUCAAAGCAGCAGGGGCUGCUGAUUUAGAUAGCAGUAGAGAAUGAAGAGGUAGAUUGCUUUUCCCUUUGCCAUAUGCUAAACUUCUAGUUGAAUGUUUGAUGGGAUCAUCUUAUUUGAUAAAACACUUGUCAACAAUAUCUUGCCAGAUGUCAUGAGUUGAUGUGUGUGUGUUGUUUUGUUUUGUUGAGAGGUUCUAAUUAAUUAGGUUUGUGGAUGUCACUUGGAUUAGUUAAAUUAAUGCAUACUGCUGAAAUAGUACGAUAUUCUAAUGCCAUGUGUGUUUUACAAGUAGUA
Messenger RNA from Arachis duranensis, 7261 nucleotides. Its product is annotated as DExH-box ATP-dependent RNA helicase DExH12. The coding region runs from base 472 to 7011 and encodes 2179 amino acids. Gene Ontology annotation, molecular function: ATP hydrolysis activity; nucleic acid binding; ATP binding. The record is from RefSeq and is a predicted model, not a curated record. NCBI's taxonomy places the organism in Eukaryota, Viridiplantae, Streptophyta, Magnoliopsida, Fabales, Fabaceae. Gene Ontology annotation, cellular component: nucleus. The transcript has 4 exons.